This is a messenger RNA of Closterium sp. NIES-67, 1250 nucleotides long. Lineage: Eukaryota; Viridiplantae; Streptophyta; Zygnematophyceae; Desmidiales; Closteriaceae. The record is from the annotation of a GenBank genome assembly.
ACAAGCGCUCUCGCCUUAGUAUUCCUUCACAUAUUUCCCGCUCACCGCUUACCCUAGUCCCCACAUUAAAAACUCUGCUUCCCCGCUUCCCCGCAUCCCCGCGCCCCCGCUAUCCCGCUUCCUCACUUCCCUGCUCUAUCACGAUCCCGCGUCCCAGCUUCCUCGGUAUCCCGCGACCCCGCUUCCCCGCUUUCCCGCGGCGCCGCUUCCCCUCUUUCCGGCUCCCCCGCUUUCCCGCCUACCUGCUUCCCCGCGAACCCGCUUUCCCGCUUCCUACCUUCCACGCGUUCGCUUCCUGGAAGCGCAUCUGCUGCCCGUUUCUGGCGCCGUCGCCCAUCGCUGCCCGCGUGUCGCUUCCCGCCGCUGCCACUGCCCGCUACCCGCAGCCCGCGAAACGCUUUCCCGUCUCCCUCCACGCGCGGCCCACUCCCUGUGUCCCGCUGCGCACAUCCCUACCUUUCCCCCGGCAUAUCCCUGCCAUGGUGUGAUGUGUAUUUUUUAUCCAUGGGAUGGCAUGGUUGGGCACGGCGCGGCAUGGCAUGGCAUGGCGCGGCGUGGCAUGGUGUGGCAUGGAAUGGCACUACAAGUCAUUGCAUGGCAUCAGACGCGCAUUGGGGUUCACAGGGCGGUGGUGCGAGGCGGGCUCUCGUCAUCCCCGGUUCAGACAGGGGGGGGAAGGCCUCCAAAAAAAAUCAAUCCGCUGAGCAAUCAGGGUUACUUCACAAUUUCACGCUGAUUUGGCGAAAAUUGGGAGACGGGCAAAACGACAUUCGGGGAGGGCAGGGAUGGGACAAAGUGGGGGGGGAAUGGAGGGAGGGAGGAUUCCCGCAGGAAUCAUGAUGAUGUUGAGGCCAUCAAUUUUUGUGGCGACACUUUCACAAAGCUGCGGCCAAUCAAGUUUCGCCGAUCGAUCCAAUCGCACAGCUGAGCAAGAUUGCAGGGGCGGGAGGAGGAAAUCUCGGCCUCAAAAAGCCAAGCCAACACACGCAGGGCUGACAUUUCAAAAAAAGGCACUCUGAUUUUGCCCCCCAAAAUUUUUCCCGAGUCUGAAGGGUCAUUUUUCAAAAUUUCGCUACUCUGAAAUCUCAGCGUCCAAGAUUUAACGAGUCUGAAAUACUCAGGGUUCGGAAUGUCGACUCAGAGUCCUCUGCCCAAGUCGAAUCUUGUAUUAGCAAAGUUCACACCAGGGUCUCGGAUUCGUUUUAUGGAGGCUGAUUGCUCAGGCUUGCCCUUAUAAGAACCCAUUUGUG